UCAAAAUAUAGUCCACACCACGAGAAUAUAGCUCUUAUAGUAGAAUGCUGAACAUUGUGCUGAGGACUGUAUUGAGUUAAAAUACAACUGUCCGUGCAGUUUUAUAGUGUGUUUUUCAGAGCGGAGCCAGAUAACGGCUCCAUCAAGUCUAUUUCCACAGACGGGAUUUUAUUGUAAGGCCGGAUGUGUUACCGUUGCUUUCUGCCGCGCUUUACUCAUCUAGAUUUUUAUCUUGAACACAACGACCUCGGGUUGUGACUAAUUUCAGUCAGUCAAAUAUGUCACACCAGCGUGUUAUUUCGAAGCGACUAUUGAGUUACUUUGCGUUUAAACUAAAACAUGUAAACUAAUACAGUGAAGCCCAGUGUUGUUGUUGUUCAUAUUUUGUGACCUUCGAGGCCACCGUAGUUCUAGCUGUGGCGUUAGUGUCAUGGCCGCGAUGGAGCGAGUUUACUUUUAAUAAAUUUGCUUUUCUCUGGGACUCAGAUAAUGUAAAAUGGCAGCCGUUUUCCUGGUCACGCUGUAUGAGUACUCUCCUCUGUUCUACAUCAGUGUGGUGUCCUUGUGCUUCGUUGUUACCGCUGCCGUCGUGCUCGGCUGGUUUGGUUUCGAUGUCCCUGCGAUCCUUCGCAGCUCAGAUGAGACCGAGUCCAUCCUUCCAACCCCUGAGAAGCAAAUGGUCCAGGUGACGAAUCCCUUCGCCUUGGUGAUGGGCUAUGGGACCGCAUCUGUCACUGAUGGUGCAUCAGUGAGGCCUUUUUGUCUGGAGCCCUGCAUCCUGAGCUGUUUCUGGGGAUGUGAGGUCAUCGCCGUCCAGGGAGCACUGCAAUCUCACCAGCACGGGCCGAGGCUCAGCACCCCCCAACAUUUUCAGGAGGCCUUCCACCUACGUUACCACCACAGCCAGAGUUUCCAUGUCAGCAGUGACAACAACGAGGAACACCACACUCAGAUUCCUGCUGAACAGGGGAUCCCAGACUUUGGAUUGUUGCCAAGGGCACACUACCCUCUUGUGGCUGUGCUGACGCUGGCAGAGCCAGAAGCCCGAGACAUGUACAACAUUGUGGCCAGUGUGACCGUUAUUCAUGUUCCUGAUGACAAAUACAGCCUUUCUGCUCGGAUUCUUUUUCAAUACCUUCUCACCUCACAGGGGAACAUGUUCGAGUUAAAGCCUCUGUUCAUGUCAGCUGACAGCGGGGGGGCGCCGGGGCCUCCUGACACAGAGCAGAGCACCUCUCCCAAUCAACCCACAGAGGAGGCACACAGACUGGAGCAGAGUUCUGUGCUGGAGGACGAGGACUGGUCGGAAGGGACAGGCAGAGACUGUGUGGUCUGUCAGAAUGCAGCAGUGAACAGGGUGCUGCUGCCCUGCAGACACGCCUGUGUGUGUGACCGCUGUAUGUCACACUUCCAGCACUGCCCCAUUUGCAGGGCAUUUGUCCUGGAGUCGUUUGCACUGACACAAGAACCAGUUGUAGAAUGGUGACUCCCCACUCUGUCAGUGUGGGAUGUGUUAGUGUCACUUAUUAGAUCAUAUGCAGUGAGGCAGUCAUCACUGCUAAAGAAGCUCUGAAUUUACAUAAUGUUACACCCAGUUUCCAUAAAUGGAACCAUUAUUGGAGAAGUUCAGCUGGACUGUAGACAUGUAUAGAGUAAAUCAGGGAGUUGCACUGCAGCAGCUGUAAAGAGUACUGACCACUCCAUUAGACUGCCUCCAGCAUAAUCCAU
Hippoglossus stenolepis (Pacific halibut) is the source of this 1728-nucleotide messenger RNA. RefSeq names its product cell growth regulator with ring finger domain 1 (gene cgrrf1). The transcript is spliced from 6 exons. Bases 497 to 1486 code for a protein of 329 amino acids. NCBI's taxonomy places the organism in Eukaryota, Metazoa, Chordata, Actinopteri, Pleuronectiformes, Pleuronectidae. The record is from RefSeq and is a predicted model, not a curated record. Gene Ontology annotation, biological process: negative regulation of cell growth.